Molecule: messenger RNA, 1022 nt
Organism: Punica granatum (pomegranate)
Lineage: Eukaryota; Viridiplantae; Streptophyta; Magnoliopsida; Myrtales; Lythraceae
Source: RefSeq, a predicted model, not a curated record
AAUGUGUAAUAAUUGAGAGCUUCAGUUAGGUAGCUUGUCCGAAGCUUUGAGUAGCACACUAUCAUGGAAAACUACUCUCACCAACCUCGGCUUUGAUCCUUCCACCUGUCGACCCAUUCGACUCCCUCCCCGCCGAGACGACAAGACUCCGUCCCCCUCUCCCUGCCGCCUGCCGCUGCCAAUCCGUCCAUGGCUCUUCAGAGCUGCGCUUCCCGUCUCCUCCUCUCGAGGCCGUCGCCCAGCUCUGAUGACCUCCGCACCGGCUUCCGGGGAUCUCCCGCUGCCGUCGCGUUCAGGUGGCGCCCGAGCAUUGACCUCGGCCGACCGUGUCAGCGCCUCAGCGUGGCGUGCGGGGGCGGCGGAGGAGUUGACUCCGGUUCCGGAAACGGCGGCGGGAGCGGAAACGGAGGAGGGAGCGGGAAGAAGAAGGGAUCGGUGCCGAACUCGAACUACGUGGUGCCGCUGGACAAGUCGUUCUCGUCGUCUUCCUCGUCGUGCAUCACCCGGCCUCUGGUCGAGAUCCUUCGGGACCUCAACAAGAGGAUCCCCGACAACAUCAUCAAGCCUCUCCCUUACCACGAUCAAGACCCGGAUCAGUCAUCUUCCACCUUCAUUCCCUGGUACCACGCCAACCGGAUGCUGAGCUUCUAUGCCCCAGGAUGGUGUGGAGAAAUACGGGAUGUCAUAUUUUCCGAGAAUGGAAGCGUGACUGUGGUGUACCGUGUCACUAUCCGAGGAUCCGAUGGAGAGGCACAUCGGGAGGCAACUGGGACAGUAUCAGCAAGCAUUGGCCAUGAUCCAGUGGCUGCAGCAGAAGAGAUAGCUUUCUGCAAAGCAUGUGCUCGGUUUGGGCUUGGCUUAUAUCUAUACCACGAGGAGUAGUUGUACUAGGUGCAGUUGAAGGCGAAUUUGGAUGUGAUGUACUCCAUUAAUCGGAUUAUCGGUGUAAAUACAAUGAGAUGAGAACCAGUCAUUGAUUUUAUUGCGAUAUUGAGUUAUUAUAUUGAUGUUUUUGUUGAAAA